Molecule: messenger RNA, 677 nt
Organism: Calypte anna (Anna's hummingbird)
Lineage: Eukaryota; Metazoa; Chordata; Aves; Apodiformes; Trochilidae
Product: heat shock protein beta-7-like
Exons: 3
Coding region: 63-533 (156 amino acids)
Source: RefSeq, a predicted model, not a curated record
GUGGCGUUGGGCGGCCAUCCCCCUUCCUCCCUGCACCCUGGGGAGCUCGGGCUGCAGACGCCAUGGCCUCACUGGGCUCUGCAUACCGCACCACCAGCAGCUAUGGCCAAGGCCAUGGUGAGCCUUGCUUCGAGGGAGACCGGCGGCAUAGCCACUUCGGGGCACGGGCACAUGAGGCUUUCGGGUACCCAGGGUCCCCGGGUGCCAUGUAUCCCUGUAGCCUGGGAACCUGGGUGCAUGCCCAAGGUGACACCUAUCAGGUGGUGGCCGACGUCAGCCAGUUUGAGCCUCCUGACAUCAUUGUGACCACCUCCAACUGCCAUGUCUCCAUCCAGGCUGAGAAGGUGGCUGAGGACGGCACCAUCUGUGACACCUUCACCCACAAGUGCCAGCUGCCCGAGGACAUGGACCCACUGUCAGUGAGCUGUGCCCUGACUGAAGCUGGCACGCUGGUUAUCACCGCCCAGCGCCGCCCCGGUGCCCACCCUGGUGAGCCCUCCCAGCCACGGUACCGCAGUGAGGCCACACUGUGACCCAGCACCAGGAACAGGGGGAGACAUUGACACCAAGCCUAGUGCCAGUGCCAGGCUCAGCUGCUGCCUGCUGGCUGCGCUUGCUUGGGCCCCUCAGCACUCUGGCUCUGUUUAUAAAGUCCUUUUAUUAAAUUAAUAUAAAAA